GCCCCACGCCGGCGGCAGGCAGUGCUUUCUUCGUCUUGGCUGGCGGCGCUGCGGUCUUGUGGUGGCUUCGUCGCAGUCGUCCCGAGUGUUUCGAGAGACCCCCCGCUGUUUCGACGACGUCUUCGACCGAUAGUGACACCGGUGUUUUGUUUUCCGCUUCCAUACCUUCUUCAAUAUCGACGUCGUCGUCCGGAGAUGGUGACCGACUGUUAAAUCGCGGGUUUGGGUUCUUCGGGGAGGUGGCCGCUGCUUCGGCCGGCUCCUUCUGGGGUCCGCGGGAGUCCUCGGAUGUGCGCGUGAUGGUCCCGGACAUCCCGAGCAGCGCGCUGGCCGCGCUCAGGGGCAUACUGGUGUCGUCGCUGUCGAGGGAGAACCUCCCCCUGGGGGACCCCGCCGCGCCCUCCGUCCCGCCCCGGCGACACCGCGCGCGCAAGGUCACCUUCCUGGACGCCGAGGCCGGGGCCGCGCCAGCAGACUCCAGCCAGAGGCCUGCACCAGGACGGCCGUCGGCCCAGAAAGGACAACCCGGUACACUUCAUUGGUUUGCGUACAUUGGGAAGGAAGGGGAGGCGCUGCAGAAUGACACUGUGUCUAGCUCAGAUUCAGACUUGUUAGCCAGCGCUGCCGGUGGCGUCGGCACUACCGAAGCCCAGCCCUGGUUUGAUUCUGCCACCGAUCCAGGCAAGGAGAAUGGCGGCGCGGCACAGAAAGAGCGUGAGGAGAGGAUCCGGGCGCUGCGCGAGCGCCAGGGCGAGGAGCGCCAGCGCAAGCUGGAGGAGCUGAAGCAGCAGGCGCUCGCCGCGCAGAGGUUCCGCGAGCAGAAGGAGGAGGAGCGGCGCCGCCGCAUCGAGGAGCUGCGCCUGCGCGACAACGACCGGCGCCACCAGGUGGAGGAGCGCAAGCGCCUCAUCUGGGAGGCGGAGCACAACCGCCGCGAGGCCAUCCUGCGCAAGAACAUGGAACGAGAAGCACGCAUCGAUACCAAGCGGAAAAAUGAAUGCAGCUCGAUAGUGUUUGCGUUUGGCAGCUCCACCCCCAGAAUGCUGGAACCAGCAGACACUGGCGGCUCUUUCUGGGGCACACGCAAGGCCACGUCGACGACGAACGUGAUGAUGUUCACGGCGGCGCCUCUGACCCGUCGCUCCUCCGAGCGGGAGCUGGACGGCGGCAAGAAGAGGGCCACGUCAGCCGGUGGGCUGGACCGCAAGCCUGCCGAAGAUUUCAAAAUGUCCACGUCCAUGUACGAGAUAUUCCAUUGGGACGCACCCCCCGACCAACCCCUCCACCCCCAGCGAGCCAGGAGCCUGUCGUCCCACCCCGUCCGCUCGGCGAGCGAGCAGUCCCGUUCCGGGCCCCCUGUCCCCACCAACCUGAGCCUGAGCACGGGCGGCGGGCACGUCCGUAGCUACUCUAGCGCCCCCCAGACACCCUUGUCCCGAAACGUUAACAGUAUGUUCGGUGGUCCGUCUGGUGGCGAGGAACAAGAAGCGGCGGACGGCGCCACGCCGACCUCGCACGCGGCCUCGGUGACGCGCGUGAACCGCCGCAAGACGGACCUGAUGCCCACGAUGCCGUCGCCGCGGGACGGCGCCCGCCCCGGGUCCGCGCGGGCGUCCCUGGGCCGCUCGCCAGGUAGGGCGUACUCCAUGUCGCGCCUGGACCAGCUGGCGCAGCCGCGCCGCCCCGCGCCGCUGGUCCCGCUCCCGGAGCAGCAGCACGCGUCGCCCCUGGCCGCGGCCAUGUCGCGCAGCAUGAGCCACCUGGCCGCGGGCGCGGCGCUGCGACGCUCGGGGGUGGCCCGCAGCAUGUCCCACCUGGGCGCCCGCCCGGUCCCUCCCCCGCGGCUCACGCGCGCCGAGAAGCUGCGGCAGAAGCUGCGCGGCCAGUCUGCCUCAGGCCUCCGCUCGGGGGAGAUAACCCCCACGCACCCGUCGCGACCCCAGAGCGCCCUCAGCCAGCAGAGUGUGGCGAGCGUCAACUCCGGGGUGAGCCUGCGGGCGCGUCCCACCGCCACGCCCCGUCGCCAGAGACCCUUCAGCAUCGCGGUCACAGGGGUGAGCCCCAAGAUGGCCGUGGACAAGGAGGGCAAGGAGGGCAAAGAGGCCAGCAAGCCGCCGCUGCCCAGGGUGCAUGCCCCCAAGAAGCCCGCCCCCCAGCCCAAGCCGGAGGCCCCGGCGCGCAAGAACGCCGCCGACAGGGUCCUGAAGGCUGCCAAGGCGUCCCCGAGGGUGACGCCCAAGGCCACGCCGCUGACGUCGCCCGGCUCUGAGACCCCUCCCUCGGCCCUGGCCCAGGAGCCGGAGGCGGGGCCCGUGGGGGACGAGGAGGAGGGGGGGAAGCCGGCGGCGGUCGCCAGCGAGCCGGCCCCCGAGCCGCCCCAGGCGGUCGCAGCGGCGACGGAGGCCCCUGCCGCGCCGCCGGCAGCACAGGAGCAAGUGGAGCAGGCGCAGGCCGCGCAGGCUGCCAAGCCGGCAGACCCCCUGGAGCAGGAGAGCGAGAUGACCGCGUCCAUGAUCGCAAAGACCCGCAUCACGACGGAGGAGGAGGCGAAGGCGGCCCUCGCGGAGCGCAGGCGGCUGGCGCGGGAGCAGGCGGAGCGCGAGGCCGAGCUGGAGAAGCAGCGCCAGGAGGAGCAGGAGCGCCUGGAGGAGGAGCGCGUGCGCCAGGAGGAGGAGGAGCAGCGCCGGUUCGAGGAGGAGCAGCUGCGCCUGGUGGAGGAGGCCAGGCGCGCCGAGGAGGAGCGCCUGCUGCAAGCCAUACAGGAAAACGAGAGACGUGAGGAGGAAGAACGAAAACGAAGAGAGGAGGAAGCUAGAGCAAAAGCAGAAAGGGAAGAGAUGGAGAAGAAAGCUAGGGAGGAGGCGGAGAGGCUGCGCAAGGAGAUGGACGAGAAGUUGAAGAAGGAAGAAGAAGAGCGCGUCGCACGUCGCAAGCGAGUGGAAGCCAUCAUGCUGCGCACCAGACAGUCCAAAGGUGGCACUCCUACUGGGACUCCCACCAAGGGUCAGAACGACGGGGACAGCGAGGGGGAAAACGGCAGGGAGCAGAGCGAGCAGGACGCGAAGGGUGUUGACGCGAAGGUGGAGGACGGCGGUGACGGCUGUUCCGGGCCCAGCAACGGCCAGCUGGACGGCUUCGCGCAAGCCAGAAUUGGGCCGGCCGGCUCGAGCAGUGAAAUGUUGAUAGACAGCGAAGUGAAGCACGCUAUGGAGACUAGCGAGGACUUGAUCACGUGUGCCACUAGCGACGUGCUGCAGCAACAGCAACAGCAGCAACAGAGCAACGGCCAUCGAAAUGGCAUUCUAGACUUUGUCAAUGUAGAUAACAUAACGCAGAACAACCUGCUGGACUUGUCCGGCUUCGACUCGUUCGGCGCCACCAACAACGUCCUCAACGCCUCGCAGCAGCCCACGGCCGAGUUCCUGUUCGACCCGCUGGGCCCGGGCGUGGGCAAGAUCACCAACGAGGACAACGUCAACUCCAACGUCAUCAACAACGGCAGCCCGGCCACGCUCAUCGCGUUCGACGACAACCUGUCCAAGAAGCAGGACAACAACUCUGUUACUGACUUGCUAUCAUAACCAGUCAGCAUGAUAGUGAAGCACUGACGAGUUGACGCCGACGAGCGAAGACUGCGGGAUGCACUGCGUUCUGGUGCUGUUGGCACCACUGCUAAUGCAGCAAGCCGACGUGAUCUUCGUUUGUUUUGAGACCCCGGCCCUCCCAAGUUGUAGUUGUGUAAUGUGCUUUUUCCCAUCCUGCAUGAGCUAAAGCUUCGGGAUAAAAAAAAAAGCUUUAAGCUGCACAGAUUUUCGUUAGCGUGCAUACUGUGGUGAUGUGCACAAAAUAAAAAUAAUGGUUAACAGGUCAGUUUAUUUCACCUGUCCUAUAUUGCAAGUUAAGCUAAAACUAUCUGGUGUUAAGCAUGCUUAAAUUAUUGUAAUGUUUACUCUCCAUUUUUUUUUUAAACUGUACAUUUUUUUUUGUAAAAUCAUUUUAACUGAAGUAUGUUUUUUUGUGUUUUGAGUGAGUGAGUGCAUGAGAGACAUUAAGGUGUUUCAAAUUCCUGUGACUUUUUAUUGCGAUGUGUGAAUGCUGUGUGGUGCGUGUAGCUAAUAUACAUACAUAUAUUAAUUAUAAAUAUAUAUAUUUGUAAAUAUUUUUAACCCCUCUCCCUAGCAAGCACUGUAUAAAGCAACAUCCCUCAGUUCUGCAGACUUUACGAAGCUGUUUCCUAGUCACUUUGAACAUACACAGCUGCAAUAAAAAAUUUAUUUAUUGAUGACCAUAAUUCACAAGAGCUGCCAGCCAGAUCAUUUCGUCCAAGCACGGAAUGUGCAAAUUAAAAGUAAAACUUUAAAAGCAGGCUUACAAUAAUAUUUCUUACAGGUGUUUGAUGAAGACAAAGUGGUACAUCAUUUAGUAAAUAACACUUAAAAAUUUCAGAACAUGAAUCAUAGUGAACAUUAUCCUGAAAAAUAGUAGUUGUGUGUUAUUUAUCACUAUAAAUAAUUCUGUUUCUUCCAGUAAUCGUCGACCUAAUAUAAUGUGUAAUCAUGUGACAUAAAUAUUUUUUGUAGAUAUGUAGGCUUUUGCGAUUGAAAUGUAAACAUUAAUACUAUCUCUAUCUUGUUGGACUGAUUUUAAUGUUAUGUAUUACAUACACCUUUGAAAACUUUACUAAACUGUACUUCUGCUGAGACGUUUGUACUAUGACCAGGGAUAGAUCAUGGGUGUGGUAGCAUAACUACCGUAUAUACACACACGUUUAUGUAUGUUUAGGUUAAACAAAGUUUUAUUGCUGUGUUGUUAUAAUACAAGUCAACCAUUGACCAGAGACAGUGUGAUGAUCCGUGUUACGUAUGUACUCUCACAAUGCUUGUAUUAAAAAACUCCAUUAUCAAUAUAA
This is a messenger RNA of Bacillus rossius redtenbacheri, 4909 nucleotides long. Its product is annotated as ensconsin-like. The record is from RefSeq and is a predicted model, not a curated record. Gene Ontology annotation, biological process: microtubule cytoskeleton organization. Gene Ontology annotation, cellular component: microtubule cytoskeleton. NCBI's taxonomy places the organism in Eukaryota, Metazoa, Arthropoda, Insecta, Phasmatodea, Bacillidae. The transcript has 19 exons. The coding region runs from base 300 to 3581 and encodes 1093 amino acids.